UGUGAAGGUCAAAUUCACCUCUUGCGCCUUCAGAAAGCCCAGCUACAAAUUUCCAUGGAGACCGAAUCAAAAAACCAGAAGAUCUUAUUCUUAAUUUCAGAUCUAGGAAGCGGAGAGCGGAAGCCCCCUCUCCCAUUGCGCAGCGCUUCCCCUGUUAAGAUCUUUCAUCCUUUUCCCUGGACUCUAUCCACCUGCAGUUAUUAAGCGAGUAUUUGCCAUAGAUAGCGACAACAGGACGGGGAUGGGGGCAGUGGAUUCACCGGUGAUGGGAAAUGGAAGUGGGAAUGGGAUUCCUAAGCUGUCAGCGGGAAAGUACCGGAGAAUGGACGCCCAGCUUGAGGAAGAUGAGCAGGAGAGUAACAUAUUCGAAACGUACAGUGGUAGCGGCGACUGUAGAAAGUACGUCUUAGUCUGUGCCAUCUUCGCUUCUCUCAAUUCUGUUCUUCUUGGCUAUGAUGUCGGGGUUAUGAGCGGCGCUAUUAUUUAUAUUCAGAAGGAUUUGCAAAUAACAGAAGUUCAACAAGAAAUUCUUGUUGGGUCUUUGAGCUUUGUCUCCAUUCUGGGUAGCUUGGCUGGUGGAAUAACAUCUGAUGUCAUUGGGAGGAAAUGGACUAUAGGCUUAGCUGCUAUAAUUUUCCAAAUGGGUGCUGCUAUAAUGACUUGUGCUCCCAAUUUUCUCUUGUUGAUGAUUGGCAGGCUUUUGGCAGGAAUUGGAAUAGGAUUUGGCGUCAUGAUCGCGCCUGUAUACAUUGCUGAAAUAUCUCCUACUGUCAGUCGAGGAUCUCUUACCUCCUUCCCUGAGAUCUGUAUAAACAUUGGGAUCCUUCUUGGCUAUGUAUCAAACUAUGCUUUCUCUGGUCUUUCAAAACAUUUGAGUUGGAGAGUAAUGCUUGGAGUUGGAAUUCUCCCAUCAAUCUUUAUCGGUUGUGCACUUUUUGUGAUCCCAGAGUCUCCCAGGUGGCUGGUUAUGCAUAAAAGGGUUGAUGAAGCGCGGUCCGUGCUCCUUAAGGUAAGUGAUAAUGCAGCAGAGGCUGAGCAAAGACUAGCAGAUAUUCAAGAAGCUGCUGGAACUUCAAACAUGGAGAAGCAUGAGGAGAAGGUUGUCUGGCAGGAGUUGUUGCAUCCUUCUGUAUCUCUUCGCCGAAUGAUGAUUACUGGAUUUGGCAUACAAUGCUUCCAGCAGAUUUCAGGAAUAGAUGCUUCUGUAUAUUACAGUCCAACGAUAUUCAGAGACGCAGGGAUUGAAUCUGACAGUAAAAUCCUUGCAGCAACUGUUGCUGUUGGCUUUACCAAAACAAUUUUCAUUUUGGUUGCCAUUGUCCUAAUUGACAGAGUUGGAAGGAGGCCAUUACUUUAUAUUAGCACAAUUGGGAUGACACUUUGUCUUUUCGGGCUAGCACUUUCUCUUGCUUUGCUUGCGGCUGAAUUGGUCUCAUCAAAGGUAGGGAUCAUGGGGGCCAUCUUUGCUGUAUGUGGCAAUGUGGCUUUCUUCUCUGUGGGACUUGGUCCAAUAUGCUGGGUGUUGAGCUCAGAGAUUUUCCCUCUAAAGGUAAGAGCUCAAGCGUGUGCCAUAGGGGCAGUUGGUAACAGGGUUUGCAGUGGCCUAAUUGCCAUGACUUUCCUUUCCUUGACUAAAGCUAUCUCAGUGGCAGGAACAUUUUUUAUCUUCUCUUCUGUAGCAGCACUAUCUGUGGUAUUUGUACACUAUCUUGUGCCCGAGACAAAGGGGAAAUCUCUGGAGCAAAUAGAGAAUUUGUUUCAGAGUGGCAGAGAAUGGCAAGCGGGUGAAGUGGAGCUUGGAGAUGUAGAGCAUUUAGUCCCGAGGGAAAACAAAUCUUUGAGCAAUAAGGAUGUUCUCGGCUAUAUUGGUGAAGUUCAUCAGCAAAAGUAAGUCUAAUGCUAUAGCAAUAUUCUGUUGAUUAUAGGAACAGAUCGAUAGAAAUACAAAAUGAGGAAGGAUCAUAUUGCGUGUACGGGCUGUAUCAUUGAAUCUUGGUUAAGUUGUCCAUUGUUAGUCAUCACAUUCAUAUAUUUCAAAGAGUUUCAGAAAGAGUGCUUAUAGUCUAGAGUCUAGACCCAGAUAGUCUAUCACAAUACUUGAGGUCAUAUCACUUACAAUCACAAUUAGAACAUGUGGUAUCAUUUUGGAUCAAUUUUGUAUAGUUGGGGGAUUAAAUUGGGGCAACAUAAUAUUUUAGAUUAAAUUGACUGCA
Molecule: messenger RNA, 2213 nt
Organism: Dendrobium catenatum
Lineage: Eukaryota; Viridiplantae; Streptophyta; Magnoliopsida; Asparagales; Orchidaceae
Product: probable polyol transporter 4
Exons: 2
Coding region: 242-1891 (549 amino acids)
Biological process (GO): transmembrane transport
Cellular component (GO): membrane
Molecular function (GO): myo-inositol:proton symporter activity
Source: RefSeq, a predicted model, not a curated record